UUUAAUAAAAGUUGAAGAAUAUUUACAUUUUCUGCAUUAAAUUUUCCACAAAAACAGAAGACGAUCGCUUAAUUCUGAGCGAAGUUAGUAGGAUUGAGAUAUGAAGCUUCUUCUAGCCCCGUUUACACGAUCUUUUUGCAACAAUAAAACACGAUUUGGGCAAGUGUUUCGUAGUGUGUCACCCCGUCUUUGCGCAGGUUAUGCGAAUAAUGCAAAGGAUGAUUUGAAGAAAACUGUCUUGUUUGAUUUUCACAUUGACCAAGGUGCAAAGAUGGUACCAUUCUGUGGUUGGUCAAUGCCAGUUCAAUAUAAAGAUGGUGUUCUUAAUUCACACCAUCACACAAGAACGCACGCAUCCAUAUUUGAUGUCUCACACAUGUUACAGUUCAAGUUACAUGGCAAAGAUCGUGUUAAAUGUCUUGAGAGUUUAGUUGUAGCCGACAUUGAAGGUCUUAAUGAGAAUCAGGGAAUGUUAUCUGUGUUUACUAAUGAGGAAGGAGGGAUAAAGGAUGAUUUGAUAAUUAAUAAGUUGCCAAAUGAACUUUAUGUGGUUUCUAAUGCUGGAUGUGCUGAUAAAAUCACACAACUUAUGAAGGAGAAAUGUGCAGCUGUGAAAGGAAAGAUGGAUGUGACACUAGAAAUACUGGAUUACAGAUCUUUAAUUGCACUCCAAGGUCCUGAAGCAGUCAAGGCUCUCCAAGAAGGAGUGAAGGAGAAUCUUCAUGAUUUGUAUUUUAUGAAUGGUUUAACUACAAAUGUGUUUGAUAUUCCUGGUGUCCGUGUCACAAGAUGUGGGUAUACUGGGGAAGAUGGAUUUGAGCUAUCAGUCCAAAAUACAGAGGUUGAAAAAUUGUGCAAAAUAUUGUUGGGCAGUAAAAUAGUGGAUGUUCGUAUGGCAGGGCUGGCUCCCAGGGAUAGUUUAAGAUUAGAGGCAGGCUUAUGUCUUUAUGGCAAUGAUAUUGAUGAAACUACAACACCAGUGGAGGCAUCAUUACUGUGGACAAUUGGAAAAAGACGACGGGCAAACGCGGAUUUCCCAGGCGCUAAUAUUAUCCUAAAACAGAUCUCUGAAAAACCUUCACGAAAGAGAGUUGGUAUCGUAUCUACUGGACCGCCGGCAAGGGCGGGAGCUACGAUCUUAGACUCUGAUGGAAAUGAAAUAGGUAAAAUAACCAGUGGCUGUCCUUCACCAUGUUUACCAAAGCAAAAUAUUGCUAUGGGUUAUGUUCAAAAGAAACAUGCAAAGAAUGGAACAGCUUUGCAGCUGCAAGUUCAUAAAAAAUUGAUCCCAGCCACCGUCACUAAAAUGCCGUUUGUUGCUACGAAGUAUUACUUGCCAGCGAAGUCCUGAACUUUGUAUUUAUAUAAUUUAGUCCAUAGUCUCAGUUCUAGGGAAUGUUUUAUAGGACUCUUGUUCAAGCUGUUUUUCACAUAUCAGUCAAAAUAAACAAACGAAUAUCCAUGGUGGGUGAAUG
Dendronephthya gigantea is the source of this 1475-nucleotide messenger RNA. RefSeq names its product aminomethyltransferase, mitochondrial-like. The coding region runs from base 101 to 1351 and encodes 416 amino acids. Lineage: Eukaryota; Metazoa; Cnidaria; Anthozoa; Malacalcyonacea; Nephtheidae. Gene Ontology annotation, biological process: glycine catabolic process. Gene Ontology annotation, cellular component: mitochondrion. The record is from RefSeq and is a predicted model, not a curated record. Gene Ontology annotation, molecular function: protein binding; aminomethyltransferase activity. The transcript has 8 exons.